Molecule: messenger RNA, 3564 nt
Organism: Toxoplasma gondii ME49
Lineage: Eukaryota; Apicomplexa; Conoidasida; Eucoccidiorida; Sarcocystidae
Product: FHA domain-containing protein
Exons: 13
Coding region: 372-2531 (719 amino acids)
Biological process (GO): mRNA processing
Cellular component (GO): nucleus
Molecular function (GO): protein binding; RNA binding
Source: RefSeq, a predicted model, not a curated record
CCUUUCUCCUUUUCUCCCUCGCCUUUCCAAAAGCGCCGCUUUCUCUCUUCCCGGCACUGUCGACGCCGGAGACUGUCUCGCCUACCUCCCGCCGCAGACCCCUUUGCCGCUUUUGCUUCUCUCUUCUUGCCUGUCUGUUUUUUCUUCUUCUCGUGCUUCCUUCUUUCUUCUCAUCUUCCUGCUCUGCGUUUUCUCGUGUGCGCUUCUUCCUUCUUGUCUUCUUUUCCCUCAAGUGUCUUCUCCUCUCCUCUCUUCCGUUUCCUUCGUAUGCCGGGCUUGCAUGCAUCGCCAGCCUGCCUUCUUCCUGAGUUCAUUUUAUGUAGAAAAAAAGGUCUCGAAAGCUAAGGGUCUCUGCGUCUUCAUUCGCAUGCAUGCGUGGAGACGAAAACGCGCGUCCGUCUCGCGUGAUCCGCGGCGUUUCUCUCGUCAAAAAACGCGUCCAGAACUCGAGUGGGCGCUUCUUCCCCUCCGCCAGACACGCUCUGCUCGCGGCGCGGCACCCGAAGGCUGUCGACGAGUUGAGCGUCAUCGAAGACAUAAAGACUCUCAAGAAGGUCGCAAAGGAGAAGGAGGAGGACCCAGACUGGACACGAUUGAGACUCAAAUGGCUCGAGCAUAUUCAACGCGAUAAAUUUCGACGCCAUGCAGAUCUGCGGGAGAAGCUGAAGAACACUGGCGGGCGCGAACUCGUGUGGCUCAACAACGCAGACAGUUUCUUCGGACAGGUUCACAACCGCGGGCAAAAUCACUUAGGUCGCAUCCUCAUGGAAAUCCGCUCAAACAUCAAUGAAGACACUGAACUCGAAUCGUGGAUUGUCAUCUGCCAUGACAUCGAGACCGAUGAACGAUCUGUACCCAUUCUGAAGCUCUUGGAGAGAAAAGAAGGAGAAACGCAAGUCACUGAAAUCGUCCUCAAGGGGAAAAGCUUUUACCGCCUCGGGAAACUUCCUGACAACGACCUUGUGGCGCUGAAUCCGUCGAUUUCCAGACGCCAUGCGGCACUCGUUGUGCUCAAGGGAGGAAGUGUUCUGUUGAUUGAUUUGAAGAGCAAGGCGAAGACUUUCAAAAAUGGCGUCGCACUUGAAAACGAUCACGUGGGCGUCCAGGUGGAGACGAACGACAUCAUCAGCAUGGGAACCUCCAGGCGUCAGUAUCUCCUCGAAAUUGACAACACCGGCAUCCUGGACUACUUGCAGCGUAGAAGUCGAGAGCUGAGGAAGGAAAUUGCGAUGCUCGAAGACGACUUCAAUCCGAACUCGAUCAACAAGAGCGCGACAAGGCUGUUCGUCGGAGGCCUGGCGUACAACACGAGCCGCUACGACAUCUGCGAACUCUUCGGACCCGUUGGCCCGAUCGUGGAUGUCUCGCUCCCGCAAAUCGACCGCGCUAUCCCCAACGACUCAGAAGACGCGUUCGCCGUCCGAGGCAUCGCCUUCAUCGAAUUCGCGGACAGGAAAGACGCGCGCACUGCGCUCGAGCUUUCAGGCAGGCACCUCUGCGGACGCCCAAUCACCGUGAACUACGCGAACUUGACGAAGGAAGAGCGGGCAGUGCAGAGCGCGUUGCUUGGGGAGGAGAAAUGCUUGUCUUCGUUCGUUCCCGCGACGUCGAAGACGUUCGAACACCCGACCCAGAGGUCUCUGCACACGGGGACGAACUUGGAUCUCUCGGAAGAGUUUGCGGAUUCGAAGAGGCGCAGCAGGUGGGAUCUGCACGACGACAGAACAGAGAAGAACUACGGCGCAGACGAAAGUCGAAUCGCAGGCGAGGGUCUGCGCAGUGAAAAGGAGGCUCAAAGAGAAAUGUUUGUGGCAGCGGGUCGCGGCUCCGAAACAGGACGGUCCAACUUCUCCAGCUCUGCUUCCGGACUCGGUGGAGGCGAAGUGAACCAAGAACGAGGAGAGCGAGAGCGAGAGACCGAGAACGAGAGAGACAGAGAGCGAGACAGCGAGAAUGAGAGAGACAGAGAACGAGAGAGAGAAGAGAGAGACAGAGAGCGAGAGAGAGAAGAGAGAGACAGAGAGCGAGAGAGAGAACGAGAGAGAGAACGAGAGAGAGAAGAGAGAGACAGACAGCGAGAGAGAGAAGAGAGAGACAGACAGCGAGAGAGAGAACGAGAAAGAGAAGAGAGAGAACGAGAGAGAGAAGAGAGAGACAGACAGCGAGAGAGAGAAGAGAGGGAUCGAGAGAGAGAAGAAAGAGACGAAGGUGAGUCGGGGAGUGAAGGAGAGAAGGAGAGAGGAAGGGGAGAACGAAAAAGAGAGGGAGAGAGGCGUCGUCGGAGGGCUGACGAGGAUGCGAAAGAGAGGAGAGGAGAGAAGGAUGAGAGAGGAGACAGAGAAGAGAGGAGAAAAAAGCGAAGAGGCGAGACAUCAAGCUCCAAGGACGAACGCCGACACCACGGACGCAGAGGCGAUGACAAAGAAGAAGACGGUGCUUCAGAAAAAGAACGAGAGGAGACGCAAGACAAGAAGGACAAGGAAUCGCGAAAACGCAAGAAGGAGAGAAGAAACAGCACACAGGAAGAGUAAAGACUUCGAGAGUAAUGGGAGAAGAAAGAGGAAGAACGAUUUCCGCACAAGACACAAACUGGAAAUCUCACACAUAUCGCGGUUAAACAGUUCUCCAGUUUGAGGAGUGUCGAGUGUCUUCAUGAAGUUGUGGUGCUUCUCAGAAAGAGAAGAGAGAACAAGAAGAAAACAUAAAACAGAAUAACGAUGGAAAAGGCAAGACUGAGGGUAGGACGGAAAGUAAGAAAACUUGGAAUACAAGGAAAACAAGAACAAGAGAAAGAGACAGAGACUCCGGGUCGUCGGGGUCGUCUGCUGUCGCGUCCGUGUGUACACCGUGCUACUGGGGAGGAAGCACCACGCAACGAAAUCAAGCGCGAGAUGAUGAGAAGGAAUUGCUCUGUUUUGAAUUUCCAAGGUUUCCUGGAAGGCUACCGGUGCGUCUGCGUUGCUGUUGGUUGCGAAUCAAAGCUGGAAAGGCGAGUACAUGUCGACUGCAUGCAUCGAGAGGAAGGAGAGGGAUUCCAGUCUUGUCAGGUUUUCUUCUCGCGAAACAGCCACAGGUGUACCUUUCCACGCUUUACUAUUUCCCUAUGCGCAUGUAUAUAUAUAUAUAUAUAUAUAUAUAUAUAUGCGCACGGAGGAGUCUUGGGCGUCGAAAUACGUCAUGCCUAUAUAUAUAUAUAUAUAUAUAUAUACACGUAUAUAUGGUAGGGUGUAUGUCAUGUACGUCCUUGAAUAUUUUCAGAAGCGCUUUCUGUGCAAGUGAGAGUGUGUUGUCGGUGCUCUCUGCUUGCGUCGUAUGUUGGCGUUUGUCUCUUUUCCUUCUUUGUCUUUUCAUUGUUUUCUCGAUUAAAAUUUCCAUAUCCUUUCGUGGCAGCGGUGUCAAGCGGCGCGAGUGGACGAAUCAAAGUUCUUUCAGCACAUGCAAGGAUACGCAAAGGUCGAAACUCGUAAACACGUUCAUUUUUAUUGUUGGAAAAGCAGACGUAAAAAUCGCUACGUAUUUCCAUGUAUAUGUCGAGAGAGAGCGCGAAAAUUAUGGAACCUCGGC